CUUAGCACACCCCCACCUCCUAUAUAUACCCCUUCUCCUCCCCCUUUAUUCCUUGCCCCCUUAGCUCCUUUGCUUUCAGAAGAGCAACAAGAGGAAGAAGAACUUCACACUUUUUCAUCUUCCUUCAUACCCUACUCUUCUAAAGCUUUGUAAUAAUGGAGACCUUCUUGUUCACUUCUGAAUCUGUUAACGAGGGACACCCGGACAAGCUCUGUGAUCAGAUAUCUGAUGCAGUUCUUGAUGCCUGCUUAGCCCAGGACCCUGACAGCAAGGUUGCUUGUGAAACCUGCACCAAAACCAACAUGGUCAUGGUUUUUGGCGAAAUCACCACCAAAGCUAAUGUUGAUUAUGAAAAGAUCGUGCGUGAUACCUGCCGCGAGAUCGGGUUUGUAUCGGAUGAUGUGGGGUUGGAUGCAGACAACUGCAAGGUCUUGGUCAACAUUGAGCAACAAAGCCCGGAUAUUGCUCAGGGUGUUCAUGGUCAUUUGACAAAGAAGCCUGAGGAAAUCGGUGCUGGAGACCAAGGUCAUAUGUUUGGUUAUGCUACUGAUGAGACCCCGGAACUUAUGCCACUCAGCCAUGUUCUUGCGACCAAGCUUGGAGCUCGUUUGACCGAGGUCCGCAAGAAUGGUACUUGUGGAUGGCUCAGGCCUGAUGGAAAGACUCAAGUUACAGUCGAGUACCAUAACGACAACGGAGCCAUGGUCCCUCUCCGCGUACACACCAUUUUAAUCUCGACUCAACAUGAUGAAACUGUAACCAACGAUGAGAUUGCCGCUGAUCUUAAAGAGCAUGUGAUCAAGCCUGUUGUUCCAGCCAAUUACCUCGACGAGAAGACCAUCUUCCACUUGAACCCAUCUGGUCGUUUCGUCAUUGGUGGACCUCACGGUGACGCUGGACUCACCGGACGUAAGAUCAUCAUUGAUACUUAUGGUGGUUGGGGUGCACACGGUGGUGGUGCUUUUUCAGGGAAAGACCCCACCAAGGUGGACAGAAGUGGUGCCUAUAUUGUGAGACAAGCCGCAAAGAGCAUUGUGGCUUGUGGGCUAGCGAGAAGAGCGAUUGUGCAAGUGUCUUACGCUAUUGGUGUCCCUGAACCGUUGUCCGUCUUUGUUGACACGUAUGGAACCGGAAAGAUCCCCGACAAGGAGAUCUUGAAGAUUGUUAAGGAGAACUUUGAUUUCAGGCCGGGAAUGAUAUCGAUCAAUCUUGAUUUGAAGAGGGGUGGGAACAAGAGGUUCUUGAAGACAGCUGCAUAUGGGCAUUUUGGUAGAACAGACCCUGAUUUCACCUGGGAGGUGGUGAAGGAACUCAAGUGGGAGAAGGCAUAAGAAGGUUGUUCUGUCUGUGUUAGUAACCAUAAAUCAUAUAUUAUGCUUGCCUGCAUGUUUGGCUUGUUAUAAUGAUGAUAAUGUGUUUUUUUUUUUUUCCUUUGUAAGUUUGAUAUGACCUAAUUUAGUGUUGUUUUCUUUAUAUCUUUAAAGAGAGAAGGUGGAAGUGGUAUGGGCAAUGUAUUAGUCAGUAUGGAGGCAUAGCCAUUUCCCAAUAAUAAUAUAUAAUGGAAAUCUAUCUUCUGUUGCUUUUA
Messenger RNA from Helianthus annuus (common sunflower), 1585 nucleotides. Its product is annotated as S-adenosylmethionine synthase 5. NCBI's taxonomy places the organism in Eukaryota, Viridiplantae, Streptophyta, Magnoliopsida, Asterales, Asteraceae. Gene Ontology annotation, biological process: S-adenosylmethionine biosynthetic process. The transcript is spliced from 2 exons. Gene Ontology annotation, cellular component: cytosol. Gene Ontology annotation, molecular function: ATP binding; methionine adenosyltransferase activity. The coding region runs from base 156 to 1331 and encodes 391 amino acids. The record is from RefSeq and is a predicted model, not a curated record.